AUGCGUACCCGUUCUCAGCCAGAUUCACCUGGUGGCUUCGUCUCCCUCGAUGACAAUAAACGCGCUACUCGUCGUACUACCAGAUCAACGAGGUCUGCUUCCAGAGCUGUUUCCCAGGAACCUACUUCUGAACAGCCUGCCGAGCCUACAACACAACCAGCGACUCGGUCAAAAACCCAGGCACGCACUACCAAGAAGACCACUACGAAAAAAGCCACCUCGACUACAUCAACUGCAAAGCCUCAAACUCGCAAAGGUGCGAGGCGUGGAACGCGAAGUGCCACUCGAAGGGCGGAGCACAAUGCGACCGAAGAAGUGCAAGAGAGUGUUGAAAAGAACACUCAUGACACUGUGCGAACGGAUAAUAAGGAAAAUGUUGAUGUCAACACUGGAGACCUUGAGUCUCGCCCACUUGCGUCGGAUUCGGCUUUAAUGGAACCUAAGAAUUCAGAGCGUGUACGCGGAUAUCAAGUUGACCGUGAACCGAUAUAUGCCGACUUCUCCGCGCCGGUCAUCAAGGGUCAGAUCGAUAGACCAUUUGGUACCCCAAGCCCCAAGGGACUUACCGGUCUUCGUCAAGUACUUCGCUUAAUCCCAUCCCGGAAGGAGAUGACUUUGACCAUCCUGCGAGCGCCAAUAUUGGACUAA
Aspergillus nidulans FGSC A4 is the source of this 648-nucleotide messenger RNA. RefSeq lists its product as uncharacterized. Lineage: Eukaryota; Fungi; Ascomycota; Eurotiomycetes; Eurotiales; Aspergillaceae. The record is from RefSeq and is a predicted model, not a curated record. The transcript is spliced from 2 exons. Bases 1 to 648 code for a protein of 215 amino acids.